Messenger RNA from Miscanthus lutarioriparius, 1794 nucleotides. The record is from the annotation of a GenBank genome assembly. NCBI's taxonomy places the organism in Eukaryota, Viridiplantae, Streptophyta, Magnoliopsida, Poales, Poaceae.
AUGGGGUACCUCUCCUGCCGCGCGGACUCGUCCGUGGCGACGUGCCGCUCCAUCACGGCCAUCUCGCCGCUCCCAAUCUCGCGCCGCUCGGGGUCGGGGGCAGCCGGCGGUUCCUCCAGGCGGCCCGCGCUGCCGCCGGCGCCGGCGGCCAUCGAGCGCUUCGACUACGCGGAGCUGGAGGCGGCCACGUCCCACUUCGCGGACGCGGCGCUGCUGGGCCGGGGCAGCCACGGGGCCGUCUACAAGGCCGUGCUCCCCUCGGGCCGCGCCGUCGCCGUCAAGCGUCCCUCCCCGCGCCGCCCCGAGGUGGACAACGAGAUCCGCAUCCUCUCCUCCGUCCGCGGGCCGCGCCUCGUCAACCUCCUCGGCUUCUCCGACCCCGGCCCCGCCGCCGCGCGCCUGCUCGUCGUCGAGUACAUGCCCAACGGCACGCUCUACGACCUGCUCCACUCCAACCCGCGCCCGCCGGGGUGGCCGCGCCGCCUCCGCCUCGCGCUGCAGACGGCCAGGGCGCUGCGCGCGCUCCACGACGCCGACCCGCCCGUCAUCCACCGCGACGUCAAGUCCGCCAACGUCCUGCUCGACGCCAACCUCGACGCGCGCCUCGGCGACUUCGGCCUCGCCCUCCGCGUGCCCAAGGCCAAUGCCGGCGCCGGCGCGGCUGCCGCCACGCCGGCGGCGCCCGCGGGCACGCUCGGCUACCUCGACCCGGCCUACGUCACGCCCGAGUGCCUCAGCACCAAGACGGACGUCUUCAGCUUCGGGAUCCUGCUGCUGGAGAUCAUCAGCGGCCGCAGGGCCAUCGACGUCCAGCACUCGCCGCCGUCCGUCGUCGAGUGGGCCGUCCCGCUCCUGCGUAAAGGCAAGGUGGCCUCGCUGUUCGACCCGCGUGUGGCGCCGCCACGCUACCCGGCCACCCGCAAGGACCUUGCCGCGCUCGCCGCUAGCUGUGUGCGCUCGUGCAGGGAGCGGCGCCCGUCCAUGGCCGACAUCGUCCAGCGUCUCGUGGUUCUCAGCAAAGCAGUGUCGGCCAAGGUGUGGAACGGCCUCGCCGAUGGGCUUGCGGUGGUAGGGAACCCCUGCGCCGUUGUUGAUAUUCAGAAGACCAUCUCGAAGCGAGCUGCUGCCAGCAACAGAGCUGAAUCGGAGAGGGAGUCGACUUCAGCAUUGGCGUUUGACGACGAUGAAAAAGAGGAUGCAGAUGCAGAGGCCGCCUUGGAGGAGGAUCAGGUGCCAUUGGUUGGUGCCAAGAAGUCACCCCGGCCACUGAAGAAUGGGAUGGUCUUAUCUGAGGCCGGGGCUCGGGAGAGGAGAAAUCUCUUGGACCUGAUGGCUCGGAUCGAUGGUGUUGCCGGCCAAAGAUUCGGCAUAACCAGAGCAAGAACAGUCCGCGCUACUGGUGAGCUUAUUGAAAAGGAUGCAGUGUUACUCCUAAGGAGGAACCAGACGGUAAGAGUUGUUGGAUCUGAGGCACUGCCAAAGUCUGAAAGGAUUUCUCGUUUUGAUGUGAAGAUCAAACACAAAGCGGGUGAAGAGCAAAAUAAUGCAGGGAAAAUCCAAGAUAAUGCAAGUGGGAUUCAAGAAAGUUCCAAGGAAACAUUAGGCAAAACAGGCAAAUUGUUAGAGACAACGGAGCCAAACCUCGACAAAGAAGAGAAGAUUCAAGAAAAGGAAGAGCAAAACCUUGAAAAAGUGGAAAAUGUUCAAGAGAAUGAAGGCAAAAUCCAAUGCACGGCAGAGAAAAUCCAUGAAAGUCAAGGAGGAACCCGAGACAAAGUAGAAAAGUUCAUUUGA